UAAUAGUAAUAAAAUAGCAUAUCUGAAGUUUAUUGUUAGUACAAGUAAUAUAGUACUAGUAUAAUAAAAUUUAUUGUUGUGCUGUAUAUCUACACACUUCAGGUAAUUGCAAUCGGCCGACAGUAUACGGUGUAGAACCCAAAUAGGGAAAAAAAGGUUUAUCGACCGAAACUAUAAUUUUUCACGUCUUGCUAGAGGACAUUAACCAGAAUUAGCAAGUCAGUGGAUGAGUAGCAAUUCCUUGAAUCUUCCGAUCUCAGACCUGGAGUUACUACUAUUGGCUGUUACUACCGGUUCUGUCAUUUAUUUGGUAUUACUGUAUCUCUAUGGAAAAUCUCAAGUACCAAUCCUAGUUGCCAUAUUUGUUUUCAGUAAUAUGGUAUCCCGGACUACGAUAUUUCAAUCGUUUAUACCUCGAUUUUCUAAACAAGUAGAUGUAUUGAUUGAAACAUUAUUUCCUUCCAGUAGUUCACUGUUGAAAAAUGUUCCUACAACUCAGGGUCCAGGGUAUGGGCAAUUCUUAGCAUUAAGUGAUAAUUCCAAGCUUGAACUUCUUACUGCAGUUAAAUCACUCCAGGCUUAUUCAGAUAAUGCCAAAAAGACGAAUGAUAGAAGAAGGAAAUUAUUCAAGUUAAUGAGUUGGAGACAACAGAGAUUAUGUGAGGAUGUGGGUUACUUGAACAAGUUGAAGAAGAUAGAUCAAUCUAUACAAACGAAUCAAACUUUCUUGAAUGCAAUAGCUGACAAAUCCAUUGAGGAUUUUGGACUCUCAUACCAUGAUUUCGAAAAAUUGAAGAAUGAUAGUAGUGUCAAUCAAACAUCUUCAAGUAAUUAUAGAGUCAUAGAGGCAAUUGGCCAUUACUUACGUGAUUGGAACAACAAGGGAAUAGUGGAACUUAAUCCCAUUUUGGAUUAUACUAAGAAGCAAUUAAAUGAAUUAAUUCCGGUAGAUCAAAGAGCCAAAACAUGUAUUAUAGUUCCAGGUUCAGGAUUAGGUAGAGUUGCUCAUGAGAUUGCCAAUUUAGGGUCAGAUAAGAAUGAACCAACAUUUGGAGCUGUCUAUGCCGUGGAAUAUUCAGGAUUAAUGCAUGCAUGUAAUAGAUUCAUAUAUUCUUCAACUGACAAGCCAUUUGUGUUAUUCCCAUACGUCCAUACAUGUUCUAACUUAUAUGAUACACCAUCCCAAUUCCGAUCAGAGAAAAUCAUACCAGUUUUCGACAAACCCGACAAUUUGCAUUUGAGACAUGAUGAUUUCCGAUAUUUCAAAAUUGAAGAUCCUGACAAGUACGAAAAUAUUGUCAUAUUGUCUGUUUUCUUUGUUGAUACAGCUGAAAAUCUACUUGAUUAUCUCGAUGCAAUAAACCAUCUAACCACUCCAAACUCAAGAAACAAUAAAAUAAAGAGAGGGUUCUGGAUUAAUGUGGGACCUUUGAAAUACGGUAGUGCAGCCCAAGUUGAAUUAAAUGCUGGAGAAUUACAACAACUUCGACUGAAAAUGGGUUGGAAAGAUAAAAGCUUUAUUAAUAGUCUUAAACAAAAGGAUAUCGGAGAAAAUGGUUUAUCAGGCUAUGUUACAGAUAAGGAUAGUAUGUGGCAAGGGUAUUACGGAUUAAGUAUGUGGUCCUCAUCUAGAAAGGAGAAUAGUACCAAGUAGAAUUACUGUUUAACUUUCUUUCUUGUAUAUAGUAAUCGGUAU
This is a messenger RNA of Scheffersomyces amazonensis, 1696 nucleotides long. RefSeq lists its product as uncharacterized. Gene Ontology annotation, molecular function: S-adenosylmethionine-dependent methyltransferase activity. The record is from RefSeq and is a predicted model, not a curated record. The coding region runs from base 227 to 1654 and encodes 475 amino acids. NCBI's taxonomy places the organism in Eukaryota, Fungi, Ascomycota, Pichiomycetes, Serinales, Debaryomycetaceae. The transcript has a single exon.